Messenger RNA from Cuscuta campestris, 1587 nucleotides. The record is from the annotation of a GenBank genome assembly. Lineage: Eukaryota; Viridiplantae; Streptophyta; Magnoliopsida; Solanales; Convolvulaceae.
CGCGUCCAAACUUAACCAUUUGAGAGUAAAUCGAUCAUGGGUUCUUCUUCUAGAAAUCUUUAUGCAGGGAUUAGAGAAGGUCAAUCAACCUCUAGGCCACCACUCUUCGAUGGGACCAACUACACAUAUUGGAUGAGAAUUUAUAUCCGCUCAACCAACUUCUAGUUGUGGUUGGUCAUCAAGAACGGCAAAGAAACAUAAUGAAGAAGGUUGGUGAAAAACUCGUCCCAAAGACUGAGGACGAAUUUGAUGCCGAAGACAUCAAAAAAGUGGAGAACUACGCCAAGGCAAUCAACAUGCUUUACUACGCGGUCAAUCCCGAUGACUAUCGCAAGAUCUCUUGCUGCACCACCGCCAAAGAAAUGUGGGACAAGCUAGAGGCUGACGCAAUCUACGAAUCCAUCGGAGUCUCCAACGUCACCAUCGACGGGUUAAGAGGUAAUCUCAAAGCUUAUGAAUCCACUAUCCUAACCCCGUCUUUGGAUGAACAAAAGAAGAAAGGAAUAGCGUUAAAAGCAACCAAAGAGACGGUGGAAGAAGUCUCAAGUGAUGAUGACAACGAGUUCGGACUUGUCAUCAAGAAAUUCCACAAAUUCAUGAAAAAGGAAUUUGAGCGCAAAGGAAGAAAGCACGACGGUCCCCCGAAGUGCUAUGGCUGUGGCGAGAUAGGCCACAUCAAGCCGAGAUGUCCAAGAGGCAAAAAUGGCACGAACAAACCCGGCUUCAAAAAGAAAAGGGCAUAUAUCUCGUGGGGUGUUGACUCCAGUGACGAGUCAACCGACCAAGAGGAGGAUGAAGCCGCCAACCUCUGUCUCAUGGCACACGAAGACCAACCCGACGAUAUACAAGAGGGACGGUUUGAAGUGAAGAAAUCUGGAAGUCAGGGGGAAUUAGCGAUGGGUGGGGCUGCCCAUCCGAGGCGACGACAUCACGAUGUACAGUGGCGACGAUUGGAUCCUCAACAACGAGGCGGUCGUCAUUCGCGAGCUUGGGAUCACCAACUUGAUCUGCCACAGCGGCGCACCGACGAUCCACUCGUCCCGCCGGAGAAGCGCCUUCUCCUCUCCAUCCUCACCCGGAUCCUCCGCCCCCGGGAUGGCAGCCACACCUCGCUCUUCAACGAGGACUUGAAGGUGAUUCACGCCAUCAUGCACGGCACCUCCACCAAUUGGGCGAAAUUCGUCAUGAUUCACAUGACGGAUUGCGCUUCCCUCGCCACCGAGCGGAGCUUGCCGUACGCCUUCCUCGUCAUGGACAUCAUCAUCUCCGCCGACAUCCACAUUGCCGGGCCAAGCACGAAGAUGAUGAAGCUAUGGGUCAUCGCCGACAACACCUUCAAGAAGAAGUCCGGAGACCGCGACGGCGCCGGACCGAGUCGUGCCCGUGUUCGUGCUCGUGCCCCCGCUCCCGCCUUGGCCUCGUUGCAGUCCAUAGCCGACACCCUGAAUCGGCUAACCCUCACGGUGGAUGACAAUGGGCAGUACAUGGAGCGGAUGGACUAGACGCUGCAACGCCAACACCACGACAUGACGGCGUUCUUCCGCGACAUCAACUUCGUCCCGCCGCCCUUUGACAGCACCAUCCUCG